Messenger RNA from Emiliania huxleyi CCMP1516, 792 nucleotides. RefSeq lists its product as hypothetical. The record is from RefSeq and is a predicted model, not a curated record. The transcript has 5 exons. Lineage: Eukaryota; Haptophyta; Isochrysidales; Noelaerhabdaceae. The coding region runs from base 1 to 792 and encodes 263 amino acids.
AUGCCUCCCACCCGCCCGCGUCGCGUCGGCCGCGCGCACGACGCCUCGUACGUCCUCUUCGAGGGCCUGCUCGGCGAGCGGCAGCUCCGCAACGCGCGCGCCUUUGCCGCCUCGGACGCGGUGCAGGCGCAGCUCUCGGAGGGCAUCCUCUUUGACGAAAAGACGGCGGCGAACGGGUACGCCUCGGAGGAGGAGGAAAACGAGGCGCAGAACGAGGGCGGCACCUCCGCCGCGCCGCCCGCCAAGAAGCAGAAGCGCAACGUCGCCGAGCGCCGCUCGCGCAUCGCGUGGCUCGAGCGAGAGGCGGCAGAGGGCGAGGCGUCGCCAGUCAUUCCGCCGUGGCUGCACGCGCAACUGCGCUCGGCGGCGCGCACGGCGCACCGGCUGCUGGGCGACAAGCUGUGCCCCAUCGGCGUCGACGCCCUCGGCCGCUGGACGCCGCGCUACGAGCCGGUGCAGUACACCGAGUACGGGCCAGGCGAGCGGCUCUCGCGCGGGGUGGGCUCGCACUACGCCUCGUGGCACACCGACUCGGAGCUCGACUCGGACGACGUCGAGGACACGCGCGGCGUCACCGUGGUGGUGCUGCUCUCGGACGGCGCCGCCUUUGGAGGCGGCAAGUUCCAGACGCGCGCUCGCGGAGGCGCGCCGCAAGACCGCGCGCCGCAGACAAUCGAGCUCAAGGCGGGCGACGCGAUCGGCUUCCCCGCCGCGAGGCUCGAGCACCGCGUGACCAAGGUGACGCGCGGCCUGCGCCAGUCGCUCGUCUUUUGGGCGAACAGGCCCGCGUAG